GCUGCUCAUUACAGGUUCGUCUUGAACGGGACCAAAACAAACAGUUCAUUAAUACUGUCCUCAAAAAGGCAUCUCGCCACAUUCGGGUUCCCUUCGGAAAUAUUGCAAGUAUGGGUACAUGCUUCUAUGCUUGUUCGUGGUAAUAUCGCCCAUCCUUGUCUUCCUUCUCUGGCCGUCGAGCAUACAGUGCUUUCCUGUCCAUAUCGACCUGGAAACAUCUUCCCUCCUUGAUUGUUAUUAUACCAGCCCUCCGGUUUUCUGGGUGAUGGGGUGGAGCUUCUCUGCUGACGCCUCAUUCUCUGGACCUGUCCUGUCACAUACUGCCGAUCUCGAUUCUAUCCGGCAACUCGACACCUCUAGCAUCUUUUCACACACAAACUUUGUCCCGCAAAGAGAUCGCCCCUGCAGUUCAAGGAACCGUCCUGGACUAGAUCUGGAGGUCUCACUCGCAGCCCUAUAUGAUUAACAGACGCCAAUUAGACCCCACUGUUCCACGCACUUCACUGUCAUUCCGGGUCUGGGGCCCGUCUGGAGGAUUUAAUACACAGUCCAGGUAACCUUACUAUCCUUCCUAUUACGGCGCACGGUACCUCCCUGGAGAUGAAUCUAAGCCAGUGUGGGGGGGGGUGAAGGCUGUUCUUCAUAAAAGUCUCUA
Molecule: messenger RNA, 655 nt
Organism: Hyaloscypha bicolor E
Lineage: Eukaryota; Fungi; Ascomycota; Leotiomycetes; Helotiales; Hyaloscyphaceae
Exons: 1
Coding region: 119-466 (115 amino acids)
Source: RefSeq, a predicted model, not a curated record